UAAUAUUAAAGCACAGCUUUUUAAAGUUCCCUUUUAUUUUAAGAAUAAAAAACUUAAAUUUGUUUCAUGUGACUUGAUAUAAUAGAUUUUUUAAUGAAAUUUUUACUAUUUGAGUUACUUUGCUGGUCUGAAUUAAAGGGAAACAACGUCCAUUUACUAGAUCAUGUUGAAGUGUCUAAAAUAUAUCUUAAAGUUUGAGUUUUCCUGUUCUUUAUUCUAUUAAAAACGAUCUGUAUUAGUUUUCUAUAAUGUGUAACAAAUUACCACAAACUUAGAGGCUUAAAACAACACGGAACCCCCAGCUGAGUUCUUUGCUCGGGGUGUCACAGGCUGAAAUCAGUAUGUUGGCAGGGCUGUUGUCUCAUCUGAGGCUCAGGAUCGCCCUCCAGGCACAUUUAGAUCGUUGGUAGAAUUCAGUUCCUUGGGGUUGUAGGACUGGGUUCCCCCUUUUUUCCUGGCCAGAAACGGGGGUCACUCUCAGCCUCCCUCAGGUCCUUGCAUUGUGGCUCCUCCCUCUCACAGGGUGGCUGUUUGCUUUCUUCUGGGCCAGCAGGAGUAUCCUCUCUGGUCUGCUAAGACAGUCUUAUAUAACGUAACCUAAUUAAGGGAGUGAUUAAUCCAUCCUGUUCAGUCAUGCCACACUCAUGGAGAGUGGAUUAUACAAGGUGCGGAUGUUGUGGGUCAUCUUAGAAUUUUGCCGUCCCACCAUCUAUGACUCAGAUGUCUGUAAGGGAAAUUCUGGGCUCUUUAGCAUCUGAUACAAAAUCCUAUACAAGCUGACCUCACUCUAGUUCCCCAGCCUCCUCCCAUUAAUAAAGCCACACACAUCUCACUGUGUAGGAAUUAUAAAGUGCGUUGUAUAAUUUAUAGAAAAUCUACUCGUGACUGUAAUUUUCUGGGCCUCAGUUUCUUCACGAGUAAAAUUAAGUGGUUGGAACCUGCUCGUUUCUAAAUUCUAGCUCAGGAAUCAUAUCCCGUCCACCCUACCCAUCUCUGGAAUCCUGGUGGUAUAGUGGUAAGAGCCCUGCUGCUAACCAAAAGAUCAGCAGUUGAAAUCCACCAGCCACUCUUUGGAAACCCUGUGGGGCAGUUCUACUCUGCCCUGGUAGCGCAGUGGUUAAGAGCUCAGGCUGCUAACCAAAAGGUCGGCAGUUCAAAUCCACUAGCCACUCCUUGGAAACACUAUGGGCAGUUUUAAUCUGUCCUAUAGCGCUGCUAUGAGUCAGAAUCAACUUGAUGACAACAGAUUUAUUUUGGUUUUUUUUGUAGGGUUGCUAUGAAUCAGAAUUGACUUUAUGGCACACGACAGCAACCACCACCCAUCUCUCUCGCUUUGAGAAACCAUAGCAUUAAAAAUUCAUGGACAUGAAACCCCAGAACUGUCACAGCAGUUCGUAUUUCCUAGUACUGAGGCUCUCAGUUAUUUGCAUGGCAGUGAAGUCCAGGUGGUCUAGAGCGCGACAUCCCAGUUGGGGGCAGUAUUUGCAGUAUUCCUCACAAAUGAAUGCCUGAAGCCAAUUCUAGUUCUCUUGCCUUGGCAUCAGUAAGUACACCUCCAUAGCAUCUUCUGGCAGAGCUCUGUGCUAAAGAUUAUGAGGCUGUUCAGGACAGCAGUGACCACGAUCAAAGGUUUGGGGAACUGGUAGGUGUGCAGUAAGUGUGUCCAAGCAGGCGUACUGUGAAGGCACACAGCAGCUUCCACUCAUAAUUUCAGUAAGCAGCACCACAGUCCCCCGCAAAGGAGCCAGGUGACAAUUCCAGGAAUCCAUGGCCAUGAUGUUCAUAUCUUAAAAGUGGUCUGACUUUUAUAGGAAGUUAACGGAUUCCCAAGCCUUCGCUCUAAGAUGUAGGAGCUUGUAAGAGUGAACUGGUGUUACUGUAUCCUAAUCGCGUUCCAGUUUACUUAAAAACUAGGAAUGUACUUUCUGACUCCCUAUUCAAAUUAUCCUCCUUCCAGUUUAGCCUACCCUGUGGAUUGUACUAAUUUGUUCAUUAAUGCACUCUUUAAAAAAAAAAAAAAAAAAGCUUAUUUUCUGUCCACUCUGCUAGCACUGGUGUUCGAAAACAGAAAAAACUGUUGGGACAGAUGUGAUUGCUCCUCCCCUCCACACGGUCACAGCUCUGUGGUGGAAGAGACCUCGAUGCUGUGAAGAAACCAUGAUCAUAAAAUUUAUUUUAAUAAGAGGAGAAAUUAAAAAAAAAAAAAAAAAAACACUUUUGGGUGGCACAAACUGUUAAGUGCUCGACUGCUAGCCAAAAGCUUGGUGGUUCAAACCCACCUGGGGCACCUUCCGAGAAAGGCCUGGCAGUCUGUUUCAGAAAGAUCACAGCCUUGAAAAGCCUGUGGAGCCAUUCUGCUCUGCACACAUGGGGCCGCCACGUGUUGGAAUCACUUCAGUGGCGGCUAACUACAACCACAAUACUAAGCAUUUCAGUCGUGAGGCAUCUUGAGCUCAGAAAUGUUAAAUGUUAAAGGGACAGGAAUUAUAAUAUAUAAAGCAUUUGGGGUAAAAUUCACAGAGAAAGUGACAUUUGAAUUGCGUCUUGAAGGAUGAGUAUGAUAUAGCCAGAUAAAAAGGGUGAAUGAGGAUGUUAUUGGCAUCAGAAACUGAAAUAUGAAAGAGGUUUUCAUGAAAACAUUUGCAUAGUUUGAUGUGACUGUAACGUGUAAGGAUUAAUGGAAUACAAGUCUGUAAUGCUGAAUUGAGGUUUGAAUUUUAAUCUCUGUAUAUACCGUUGAGUUGGACUUAAAUCCUGUGACCAUCAGAGUUCUUACAGACUUUUUAAGCAAGAAUUCUAUAUAAUUAGAUUUGUGUUUUUGGAAAGUAACCUUAUUUGAUGAAAUAAAGUAGGAAGACCAAAGACAUCAUGGCACUUUUUAAAGACAGCAUGUAUUUUUUAAGUAUCUACGGAGGGCCAGGUAUAAUGUUAGGCCCUGGGAAAAGUAAAUAUGAAAAAAUGAGAUUCUGGCAUUUUAGAGCUUAAAGGCUCGUAGGGUUGGCAGAAACAUAAAUAUAAACAUUUCCGAAACAAUAUAGUAGGGUUUUAAAAGAUUCAGAGCUGCUGCGACGUAAAGAGCAAUCAGGUCUGCCUGGAUAAGUGAGAGCACUCCACCAAAGAGCCGAUGUCAGACUGUGUCUUCAGGGUCGAAUCAGGAGUUGGCUAGGUGCCACAGGAGACAAAGGCGUUCCAGGCAAAGGGAAAGUGUGUGCAAAAUCAUGAUACUGAGAUAGGGAACAGUAAGGGAUUGGGAGCAGGGAGGUUUGCCGCUGAUGGGGAACUUCUAGCAUGGGAAAACUAAAAAAGUUUGUCUCAGAAUUGUGAAGGAGCCUUUGUUGAACUAAAAAGUUGGGAUUUUAUCUGACAGAAUAAGCUGAGGUAUUUAGGCAGCAGAGUGGCACAGUUUUGUUUUCUAGAAAGGUAAUAUUGCCUUUUUCUUAUGCAUUACGGUGUGUGGGCUACAAUGGGUAGUAGUUAACUGGACAGUGAGACCAAUUAGGAAACUACUUAAUUCUAAUAAUUGUGUCCCCAGGACAUGAGGAGGGUGGAACCAAGGCAAUAGCAAGGGAGAUAGAGAAGGUGGUAAGCUCAAAAGCGAGUUGAGAGGGAGGGGAUUGAUGGUGGUGUGUUAGGGGAAAGAGGAUGGGGAUUAGAGAGUAGAGUUGUGGCAGACAGUUCGAUUAAUAACCAGUUAAGGAAAGAAAAAGGAUUGGGAACAGGAAAAUUAGUUUGAUUUUAGACAAGUUGGGUAUGAAGUAGGCAAGGAUACGUCAAGGUAGAGACGUCUUUAUGCAGUUGGAACUCAAGAUACGGAUCAGAUGGUUGUAGACAUGGAUGAGAUUGCCCAGGAAAAAUGAGUAGAGCAGGAAGAGAAGGUGGCAGAGGACAGAAUCCUGGUGAAAGUUUAAGGUGGCAACUGGUUUGUAACUGGUAAAUAAAGAUAGUAUAAUGGGCUUCAAAAACUGGGGAAACGACAGAUUACGGUGACUAAAGCAUUUAAGCUGCAUUCAUGUGUUUGUUCAGGAAGCAGACUUUGUGCUGUGCGCUAGGGAUACAAGAUGAAUGACACUUCCUGCCCUAAAAGAGCCCAUUUUUGCUAGUGAAGAGGGUUGUAACUUAACCCAGUCUUGUAAUUGGCAGUGUUCAUGCUAUUGCGGGUACCCUCUCUCUCACUUGGCAGAGGAUGCUAAACAAGCUAAGCUUCUUCAGGUUUCUUCUGCCUUGGAGAUAUUCCAGCACGUCUUGUAACUCUGCUUUCUAAGAUUCAGGGAAUGCCAUCUACUUUAUUUUGAUAGUAUCCUGAAGUUGAAGCCAAUGACGAAGAACUCAAGGAGGCUUCAGGAAGCACUUUGUAGAUUGAACAGAUCGAGUGUCCAAGUAGAAAAAGAGCUCAUGGGAAAUUGAGUAAUCAACUGUUACCUCCUUAGGUUACCACAUCCUUUCACUUGUUCAUUUAUUUGAUAAAUUCUGUGUGUCUGCCCAUUUCCGAAUACAUGAUCAGCUAUUGAUGUUAUGCCUAUUGCAGAUAUAAAGGGGACUCCUACACACACACGCAUCCCAUCCAGAAGCAGCCACUGCUGGAGCGGUCGUCACAGGGCGGAAACACAUGCUGUAUAGCUGGACUCAAUUGCAUGAGUUUUUCUAAAAUACCAAACCAGACUAUCUUGAGAAUCUAAACCUUAAAAUAACGAGCAGAACUCACUCUUUCCUUCUCUGACUCAGCUAUACAGUGUUGAGUCGUAGAAAUGCUAAGACACCAAUUACUUAAUCAUAACUGUAUUAUGUUUUUGUUGUUAGCUGACGCUGAGUGGCCCCGACUCGUGGCAGUCCUCGUGUACAAUGGGAUGAAAUGCCGCUUGGUCCUGUGCCAUCCCCAUGAUUGGUUACUGAUCGGACCAUUUUGGUCUGUAGGGUUUUCUUUGGCUAAUUUUUCAGAAGCAGAUUGCCGAGCUUUUCUUCUUAGUUUGUCUUAGUCCGGAAGCUCUGCUGCAAACAGUUGAGCUUCAUAGCAACACUCAAGUCCCCCUGACAAACAGGUGGUAGCUUCACAUGAGGUGCACUGGCCCAGAAUUGAAUCCAGGUCUCCCACAUGGGAAGCAAGAAUUCUACAACCGAAUCACCAGUGUCCCCGUUUUGAGUUACAGGUAAAUUUAUUAGCCACAUUUUCUAGAUGAAACUAAGGUCCAAGGCAACACAGCUGGUAAGUAGGUGAGCAAAAUAGGUAUAGCUUCUGCCCUCAUGGUUUUGUAGAUUAAUGAGGAAGGCAGUAAUUAAACAGUCACAUAAAAAUACGUGUAAAUUUUGGUAAACAUUAGAAAAUGUUAUUAUUAAAGAUGAUAAUAAAGAGACCUGAUUUAGGUUAGAAACCACUGCUGUUGAGUUGAUUCCAACUCAUAGCAACCUUAUAGGACAGAGUAGAACUGCCCCAUACGGUUUCCAAGGAGUUGCUGGUGGACUCGAACUGCCGACCUUUUGGUUAGCAGUCAUAGGUCUUAACCCCUAUGCCACCAGGGUUUCCUGAUAGAAGUAAGAGAAUAUCAAAGGUUGAGUGACUGGUGAUUAAUUUAUGAUGUGGAAUGAGCGAUAUGUAAUUGUUAUCUCAAGGUCUGCCCACUACUGCCGAAGCCAGUGUAUAUUGCACAACUUUCACUGGGAUUAUAAAAGCUGGAAAACAGAUUUUAGGACAUGUGGGUCGAAAAUAUUACCUGACCGUUUCCUACCCCAAUAUAAACAUCUUUUUGGCUUCUUUCUUUUUCUUCUUUUUUCUCUUUCUCAAUCCCUCGUGUUUCUUACGUCACUGUAAUCACACGGGAAGCGUAGUUUUGCCCAUGGUGUAUUACAAGCAUUUUACCCUUAGAUAUUUUGUUUCUUGAAGACCUGCCUGACACCUUAUUAGGCUGCUUAAAUCCUUUAACUAGGAUUGGCCCUCCUCUGAAAUUAGAAAAAGAGCAGUCAUUCUGAAAGUAGAGCCAGCAUGGUUGUUGGGAAACCUGUCUGAAGAAUAAAUCGUAACAAGCUUUCGAUGUGUCUGGAAGACGGCGGGCGGGUGGUGUAUCUUACAUCCUGGGAUUACUCGUGUGCAACACUGUUGCGGAUUAUACCUUACGGUCUAAAACUGAUUUGGAUAUUUAGAAGGCUAGAGCUUAGUAAAUACCAGACUGCUUGGUAUUAACUUAUUUCAUAGUGCUCACAGGAAAUAACAGAAAUUUUUAGUUGCAGAUCUGUAUUGAUUUUUCAGACCUAUUCAGGUAAAAGUACUUCUUAUUUAAUGAACUCUUCCAGUUGGGUGUUUCCAUCCUCAUAAAACAAUGCACCAGAGAGCUCUGUGCUGGCUGUUGUCGCACCCCCGUCGCACACUGACAUCAGGUUGAUUGGUGUCAGUUCAGGUCCAGUGAAGCUCAGUCCUGAAAGCUCUGUAAAAGGAAGGUGGGGAUGGUUACACAACUGGAAAAAUGUAGACAGUGCGACUAAUUGGUACGUGUAGAAACUGUUGAAUUGGUGUGUAUUUUGCUGUGUAUAUCCUCAACAACAAAAUAAAAUGAUGUUAAAAAGAAGGGGAAAAAAAAAAAAAAAGCUGUGUAGAGCCAGUUAAAACUUGCAGGAUUUUCAUCACGUGGCGGAUAUCUCUUGUUCAACACUUGGAGUCGGAACCUCUGAAUUACUGUUGUGAUGUCUUCCAGGCUUGAGCAUUAGAUAUAGCCUCAUCUAAAUCUCCUGACAGAUUUUUGUUUUGCUUUGUCCCUUUUUUUUUUUGUCCAGACUGUAUAAGGUUCCUAAUAUAAUCGUUACAGUUUUGAACAAUUAAUAAAAGAAUUCUUCCAGAAUUAUUGACCACUGAACUCUCAGGCCUUCCCCUGUGACUGACGACCUAGUCGGAACGUAUUGGCAGUGACUCUUGAGAAUACAGCAAAGACUCCACAGUAAACAGAGUCAAACGUUUUGGCCAGGACAGUGGUAGUUACGGUCAUCUACACUUAGUAUGAACAUGAUGAUGUUAAGUGUCACCAAGUCGAUUUUUGACUCAAAGCGGCCCCAUGUGACACAGUAGAACCACCCCAUUAAUGUUUUCUAGGCUGUGAUCUUUACCGAAGCAGAUCCCCGGGUGUUUCUCCCACAGAGCCACUGGGUGGGUUCACACCGCCAGCCUCUUGGUUAACAACCAAGCACAUAACCAUUCCACCACCAGGAUAAGGCUGCAGAUAGGCCCUUUAUUCCCUCAACUAUCCUCUUAAUUUCUUUUGUUCCCUUCCUAAAGUCCUUCCGUCUGGUUCCCGUCCUCUUAUUAUCCACAUACUCUGUUAGACUUCUGUUUGCCAGCUGAAGACUCCAACACUAGUCUGAUUUGUACACAUCAGGAACUUGACUCUGCUGUGUUUUUUUUUCUCCUCUCUUAUAUACCAAGAAUUUUAUAUGUAAUGUCACAGCAGCUCGGAGGUGUAGUGGGGCUCUGUUAUACAUGAGUAAACUAAGGCCUGGGGAAGCUGAUAAGUGGUAGAGCCAGGAUUUAAACCUAGGGGAUCCCAUGCUCUUUCCACUUCAACAAACUAGUAUUUUGUUCUGUAAAAAGGUUGAGAAGAUUACAUGAGAAUGAAUGUGAAAAGUACUUUGUAAAGAAGCUUACAGAAAUUGAUUAUUCCGCUUUUCAUAAACUUGUGCUCAUUUGUCCCAGGAGUCCAUAUUCUAGCUUCUUUUUCCAAUAAAUUAACAUUUUGAGCCUUUCUUAAAAUAAAUAGUCUAAGAAUUAGGCUUAGAGUGUCCGUAAUUUGGUGUAUGAAUGAGAUCUCGUCUCGGUUUUGUAGAGCAUCAUUUCAUUGGGGCUACAGGAUAACCCUGAGCCAUUUUUCUCUAUGUAGCCAACCCUUUUCCUACUGCCAGCCUUCCCUAUGCUAUUAAUAGUCAAUCUGCUUACUAAUUACUGAGACAACCGCUGGCUAUUUACAGUCUUCAAGAACUCAGAUAUGAAAUUACAUUUACUAUCUGCUCUUUGCAGAGUAGAGCCUUUAGUCCAGUCCAGCCACCCAAAUCCGUAGAGCUUAGUGACCUGGUUGUUAGUUUCAGCUGGCAGGGGUCUGAAAGUAAUCUGGCAGUGAAGUAAUGAGAGAAGAAAGGGAAACUGGAAAGGGGGUUCAGAAAGGGAGUGAUAAGAGGUGAAAGAGAAUUACAGUCGAGGGAAGGAAAGGUGAGUACAGGUAGGGUUAACUACAAUUAAAGUAAUGAGAUGUGGAAACUAAUAAAACACAUUUAUGGCUUUUGAGUUUCUGGUCUUUCAAUAUUCCGAUUAUUAAAUGAUGUCUAGUAUUCUAUGGAGAAGAGAGAUGAAAUUAAGGGAUUAAAAUUUCAAUAAUUACAUGACCAAUGUUUUUAAAGUUUUCCUUAGCAGGUUCUGCACAGACUCACUAGAUAGUGUUUUAUUUUUAAAAAAGAUUAACACAUGCUGGCAAGAUCAUUGCAGACAAAUGAUCAUGAUUAGAAGCAUUUUCUUGUUUCUGGAUCGCACUUACGUGCUUCAGAACUCCAUGCUCCCUUCCAUAUGGGAUAUGGGAUUAGAACUGUUUAGAAACCAUAUCAUUAGUGAUAAAAUGGUUCAGAGUAAAACUAUUGAUGGUAUUCUUCUACUAAUUGAACGAGAGAGAAAUGGUGAAGCCGUGGACAGAAGCUUAUUGCGAAGUCUACUGAGUAUGCUGUCUGACCUUCAGGUUCCAGAGUAUCUUAACCAUGUAAGCAAACGUUUAGAAGAAGAAGGAGACCGAGUAAUUACGUAUUUAGACCACAGUACACAGAAACCACUAAUUGCUUGUGUGGAAAAACAGCUCUUAGGAGAACAUUUAACAGCAAUUCUGCAAAAAGGGCUCGAUCACUUACUUGAUGAGAAUAGAGUGCCCGACCUCACACAGAUGCACCAGCUGUUCAGUCGGGUGAAGGGUGGUCAGCAGAUACUGCUGCAGCACUGGAGCGAGUAUAUCAAGACUUUUGGAACAACAAUAGUUAUCAAUCCUGAAAAAGAUAAAGAUAUGGUGCAAGACCUGCUAGAUUUCAAGGAUAAAGUGGACCACAUCAUAGAAGUGUGCUUCCAGAAAAAUGAAAAAUUUGUCAACUUGAUGAAGGAAUCCUUUGAAACGUUUAUCAACAAGCGACCAAAUAAGCCUGCAGAAUUGAUUGCAAAGCACGUUGAUUCAAAGUUAAGAGCGGGCAAUAAAGAAGCGACAGACGAAGAACUAGAGAGAAUCCUUGACAAAAUUAUGAUAAUAUUCAGGUUUAUUCAUGGCAAAGAUGUCUUUGAAGCAUUUUAUAAAAAAGAUUUGGCAAAAAGACUCCUUGUUGGGAAAAGUGCCUCAGUGGAUGCUGAAAAAUCUAUGUUGUCAAAACUCAAACACGAGUGUGGUGCUGCCUUUACCAGCAAGCUGGAGGGCAUGUUCAAGGACAUGGAACUUUCAAAGGACAUCAUGGUUCAUUUUAAGCAGUAUAUGCAGAAUCAAAGUGAUCCAGGCUCUAUAGACCUGACAGUCAAUAUCCUCACAAUGGGGUACUGGCCAACAUACACACCUAUGGACGUACACUUAACUCCAGAAAUGAUCAAACUUCAGGAAGUAUUUAAGACAUUUUAUCUCGGAAAGCACAGUGGUCGAAAACUCCAAUGGCAGACUACUUUGGGGCAUGCUGUUUUGAAAGCAGAGUUCAAAGAAGGAAAGAAGGAGUUCCAAGUUUCCCUGUUCCAGACGUUAGUGCUUCUCAUGUUCAAUGAAGGGGAUGAAUUCAGUUUUGAAGAAAUAAAAGUGGCUACUGGUAUAGAGGACAGCGAACUACGCAGAACGUUACAGUCUCUGGCUUGUGGGAAAGCGCGUGUGCUGGUGAAAAGUCCAAAAGGGAAGGACGUCGAGGACGGAGACAAGUUCGUGUUUAAUGGAGAGUUCAAGCACAAGUUGUUCAGAAUAAAGAUCAACCAGAUUCAGAUGAAGGAAACUGUUGAGGAACAAGUUAGCACCACUGAAAGAGUGUUUCAAGACAGACAAUACCAGAUUGAUGCUGCUAUAGUAAGAAUAAUGAAGAUGAGAAAGACUCUUGGUCACAAUCUUCUAGUUUCUGAACUGUAUAAUCAGCUGAAAUUUCCAGUAAAGCCUGGAGAUUUGAAAAAGAGAAUUGAAUCUCUUAUAGACAGAGACUAUAUGGAGAGAGAUAAAGACAACCCAAAUCAGUACCACUACGUGGCGUAACGAAGUCAGCAGACUAUUUUCUUUUAGUCUGUGUUUCUUUUAAAACACUAGAAUGUACCUUCAGAGGAAUGAAACACAUCUGUGCUGUUUCCAGGCCUUUCCGUGAUUGAACCAGCUUGUGGAUUACAAGGAAAGGAGAUGAUUCUAGGGUCAUCCUUCAAGAGGCUUAAGGAUUUUCAAAUGGAAUAUGUAUCUUUUUUCCCCUCCAGUUCUUCUUGUUCUUUUUGGCAUGUAAAAGAUUGCUGCUGCUCUGUGCAAAAUAAUUUUGAGAUUGAACAAGAAGAUAGUGGCUAAGAGAAGCUCCUUUAUAAGGUCUUACUCUUGUGUCAAAAGCUGAAAGUUUGGUUUUUUUGUGUGUGAUCAUGAAUGCACAAUUACAAAGACCCUAAAUGCUGCAUUCUUUAGCUACAAAGAUUACUUAGGUAUUCCUGAAGACAAGGUAUCUUAGUGGAUGAACACUUAGAUUGGAAAUAGGAACCCUUAAUUGGUGAACAUUAGGAGGAAGCAGUCAGUGUUAAAAACUGGCUGAUCAAUUAUGCAACCUAAAUACUGGCAUCUGUUUGUUUCAUUUGUUUUCAGAUAGUUUUAAACUUUGGUGACUGAUUUUUUCAUAAAUCAGGUUUCUAGGUGAGAUCUCUGAUGUGCCAAAAGGACAUUGUGUGUCUGAUGUUUAAUAGAGUGAGACUUUAACAUGUUUAUUUUGCCCGAGUUAUUUGUAAUUUUCUGUUUAAGGGUUUCGGGAGGUUAGUGUGUUUGUGUUUACCAUUCUAAGAUUGAGUCUAGCAGUACCUGUUUUUUGCAUUAGGGUAACUGCUGUUUGAUUUUUUUUUUUAAUGGAAAUAUUUGUAUUAUUGCUAUAAUAAAGUUUGGUUUUCUUUUUACAGUAUGCACAGGGACAGUAAUUGUUCUAUGUACUAUACCACUGUAAAAGGUUUUAUAGGAGACUUCAAAGUCUUGACGUUGUGAAGCAGAAGUUAUUUUGUCGAAAGAUUAAAAGGAUCUUGCUGGCA
Molecule: messenger RNA, 11221 nt
Organism: Loxodonta africana (African savanna elephant)
Lineage: Eukaryota; Metazoa; Chordata; Mammalia; Proboscidea; Elephantidae
Gene: CUL4A
Product: cullin 4A
Exons: 16
Coding region: 8349-10211 (620 amino acids)
Biological process (GO): ubiquitin-dependent protein catabolic process; protein ubiquitination; DNA damage response
Cellular component (GO): Cul4A-RING E3 ubiquitin ligase complex
Molecular function (GO): ubiquitin protein ligase binding
Source: RefSeq, a predicted model, not a curated record